Molecule: messenger RNA, 8422 nt
Organism: Solenopsis invicta (red fire ant)
Lineage: Eukaryota; Metazoa; Arthropoda; Insecta; Hymenoptera; Formicidae
Exons: 4
Coding region: 37-1104 (355 amino acids)
Source: RefSeq, a predicted model, not a curated record
AUACCGUAGAAUGAUUAGUUGUUGUCGAUACGUUGAAUGUUCAACAUGGAUAGUAACAUAGAUCGCGAGAAGAUAGCUAAACAGAUUGUAAAAACAAGUAACACAAUUCGCAAAAAAUAUCGCGCAUUAAAAACGGGUAAAAUGGAAGAAGAUAUUGCAUUGGAAAGACAUUUUAAGCCAAUCAUUGAACUUCUAAAACAGAUUGUUGAAAAUACAGUUGGAGUUGAAAAUACCAUUGAAAAUGGGUCUCAACAGGCUGAGAGUGAAGCAUUCUUUUCGGGAGAUGAUGAAUACGUGGAACCAAAACGAAAACGGUCGAACAUUUCGUUUAACAAUUCAAUAAUGACUUCUACUCCGAUUAAAUUGCAAACUGGAUCAAUUAAUUUUAAUAAAGCAUCACAUAUCUUACAAGAUAGCGAUUUAUUGCAGAAUCAUGCACCCUCCGUUGAAGAGGUUUUUGAAAUCACCGAUGAGCCGCUUGUGAUGUCCGUUCGACAACAGUUAGAGACGUCUGAGGGGCAAAAAAAAUUACAAAUACAUUAUGGUCCAUUGGGACAAAAAUAUAUGGGAGCUGUUAUGAGCGGUAAAAAAACGGUCAACGUAGAUAAUGUUUACGGAGUUUACUUCAACAAGACCGGAACGAUGCUUGGUAACAAACGUAUCGACUUGCACAAGAACGAUGAUAUAUCCAUAGACGGUAAAAGAUACAAGGGUACUCAAGGUCUGUACGAGUUAAUUUUCAUGAAAAUACCCAACGCUAUCUACACGAAUGACGAUGUAGAGAAGUAUAAGGAUAUCAUAUUAACUACAAACGCACAUAGGCGAGACCAUGUUGAAUGUAAUCCAAUACUAGGUAACAAAGGGCACAAGUAUAAAAAUAUAAUCUCACCCAUGUUAGCACUAGAUAAAGUUGAACGAGGUAUACCGAACAACGUUACGUUAAACGACAACAAGAUUGAUUACGUUCAUUGGAACGAUCCGAACGAAUUCGUCGAUCGUCUUCGAUUGCUCGAUGUCUCACGCGAAGCCGGACACAACGCUCACGAUAACGAGAUCCUGUCGCUUAUCGAGGAACUUCGCGAAGCUGAUUUAAUUAUAAAUUGAGUCGUGUUAUUCAUAUUAUUUUAGUCAACGUUGAAAUGUCAAUCAAUAAGUUUGGGAUAUCGCUCGGAAGUAGCGGAACGGAAUCGUAUUACAAAUGGAACGGAUUAAUAAGAAGUUACGUCCGCGAUAAUGCUCUUUGCAAGGUCAACGCCAAUUUUGAUGCAAAGUUAUGCAAGAUUCGUCACGUAGCGUUACCUGUAGAUGAUGGCGAUGCUGCUAAUAAACGAUAUGUACAACAGAGCAUACAAACUUUGAAAGAUCACCAGGACGAAAUCGAGAGGAAGAUUGUUACUCUCCAAAAUAAGGUGGAGAUUAUGCUUAACAAAAUUCAAAGACAACUCGAUACAGUGACUCAUAGCGCAGAGUAGAAAAAACGAUACAUUAGAUCUCUCCAUCAUUUGUGAAUCAAACAUGAACAAUUCCGAAAAGCAGCUGUUAGUGGAGGAACUUCAUGCUCCAGCGAGAAGAAAUUUUCCGAGAAAGCAUGUCAUUGUUCGCGGAUACUAUGACCUGUGGUAAGCGGAUGUGGUUGAGAUGCGACCUUAUAUCAGAUUUAACCGAGGUUACCAUUACAUACUCACCGUUAUCGAUGUAUUGAGCAAGUAUGCAUGGGCUGUGCCUCUCAAGGCCAAGAGUGGCAAUGAAGUGGCUAAUGCGAUUGCAAAGAUAAUACGAGACGAUGAAAGAUGUCCAAAAAAUUUGCAGACUGACAGAGGAAAAGAAUUUUACAACGCCACGGUACAGAAACUAUUGAAAAAACAUGAUAUCAAUCAUUAUUCAACAUAUUCCGUAAUGAAGGCAUCAGUCAUUGAACGGUUCAACCGUUCAUUAAAGAACGACAUGUGGAAGCAGUUUACGCUUAAUGGAAAUUAUAAAUGGAUCGAUUUGUUACCACGUCUCGUAUUAGAAUACAACUCGCGAAGGCAUCGUACUAUUGGUAUGCGACCUAUCAAUGUUACCCCUGCGAUUGCCGAAAAACUCUUAUCCACUGUAUAGUCGCAUAAAAAUUGCUGCACCCGCACGGUUCAAAGUGGGUGAAUCGGUACGCGUGAGCAAAUUUAAGACCAUUUUUGAUAAAGGUUAUACACCGAAUUGGACUACGGAGAUAUUUAAAAUUGCCAAAGUGCACAGAACUAAUCCCGUGACGUAUUUAUUGAAGGAUUCCUGUGGAAAACAUAUCAGCGGUGGAUUUUACGAAUAUGAGCUUCAGCGAGUCAGUAAUUCUAACUUGUAUCUUGUUGAAAAAAUUUUACGCAAAAGAGGGGAUGAGGUUUAUGUGAAAUGGCUGGGAUUUGAUAAUUCAUACAAUUCGUGGAUACACAAGGAUAAUGUAUUGUAAAAAAUGUAUUACUUAUUUACAAGAUAUUUGUAAUUUUUAUUACAAUUACACAAAUAUACAUAUAUUAUACAAAUUAAGUGUUUUAUUUACAUUGGUAUUUUAUAAUGUCCCCAAGGCAACGUGUCAAUAGAAUCUGACAUAAUAUAUCGCUUAUUGUCAUACGGACUAAGAGCAAUUUUCGUUUCGGAUGUAGUAUACACCUCAUGCAAUUUCGAUCUAAUACUUGACUGCUGUCGUGUCAUUUCAAUCUCAUCAUGUAAACAUCGCGUGUAAUCAUCGAAAGUUAUCGAUUUUGCCACAACGUUGCUCUUGAUUCCUUUGACUUUCUUCGUGUCGUUUUUACCAUCAACGCGCAAGGCAUACAUCUUUGCUCUAAGCCCUACGAAUUCGGUCAUGAUCGUACCAUUGUUUUCAUCCUUCAUUAAACCUGGCACUUUUUUAUUAGCAAACGGAAUACCGUAUGCAUUAUCAACCGCGUAAUCACUCGUGUCAAAUUUAUUAAUAUCGCGCUUUAUAAUUUCGUAUACGUCAUCACAUUCAAUAUUAUAUAUUAAGCUAUCCGUAUCAGUAUAUAUAAUUUUACAUUUCUCGCGAAACAUCGGCGCCAUGUAUUCAUAAUGAAAUUCAUACAAACAUGUUUUAGAUAUGUCAAGGAUGCACAUACCCACAUAGAUUGGUUUGUCAAAUUUCACCUCAAGUUUACGCAUUUGAAUUGCAACCAAAUUCUCUGAAAAGACACUACGACUGUGGAAAUUUGGCAUAGCGAUCAUUGCCUCCGCGCCGUAUCUGCCUUUCCAUUUUGUCACAAGUCGCACAUCGACGUGAUUGCGCACGUUCUCCAUGGUUUUGCCAAAUACCGCGUUGUUCAUUAAUUUGUAUAAAUUUUUUUCGAAAUUGUUUUAGGCGCAUGUUCUGAAAUCUGUAUUUAACUGAAUAUAAUCGCGAAGCCAUGGUGAUUGUGCAAACUGUAAUAUGCGAUGUAUUUUUGUUAUUCGAAGGCCGUGACGAAUACACUGCUGCAGGUUACGAUAAUGUAUGACGUAACAUUUCUUAUCGUAUAAGGUUGCGAGGAGCUUGUCCUGCCACUUGCCGGGCGGUUUAUCACGCAUUGGACAGAACGGUAGGUCAAUGUGCGCAUCAUGUAAAUGUUGUGGAUAUUCUUGUAAGUCUAUUUCAAGAAUGUAACCUGUUGGAGAAUCUAGCGCGAUGUCCAUAAAAUUAAAAUUUGUUACGUCAUCUACCCAUCGAAAAUCUUUGUAUGGUAAUGGCUGACACAUUGCCCAACCAUACAAGUUGUUUACAUCAAAGUACAUCAGGUACGAUGAUGAUUUCGAUGGAUCGUAUGACUUCAUGUACUUGUUGUUGGCCUGUGCGUACCUGUUUGAACAUUGACUCAGACCACCACGUGUGCCACGUUCGAUGAACAUGAUCAUCAAUGUCUGUUAGCAGUUCGAAAUUUACAUGUGUAUAUUUCAACAUUGCAUCCCACGUAAAACCGGGUAAAGUAUAAUAAUACGCGGGAUCGAGUCCAUAACUCGCGAUGCAACUAUCGCGAAAAUUCUCAAAGAUAUCAGCCAACAACAGUACGUCAGUUUUCAAGUAUAAAUCGCUAUAAUCUCCGAGCGUUCGGAUGCAGAACCGCUGCCACACGUUGACAGCAUGCGCGUAAUCGCUCUCGGAUACUGUGUCACCCGUCAAUGAACUGUAAAAUAAUUCGCGCGGUGGCAAACAUGACUCUUCCAAUUUUUCCACACAGUCAACAUACUCGUAUGGGAAGACACCUUUUCGUGUUAACAGAUCGAAAUUUUCUGUUGAUAAAUUACUAUAUUCCCGUUGCAUUAUGCAUAGCUUAUCUUGACUAAGAAAAGAUGCCAAUUUAUCGAGACUAGAUGCGAGAAAUUUGAAAGAAUCGAUAAAUCUUAAUUUUAUGCAAUUUUUCUGAUCAUUUUUUGUAAACGAAAUAUAUUUUUCUUUUGUUAUCGGAAGUAAAUCUAUUCGUCCUUCAUAUGCUGUAGCUAUUUCCUUGAUGAUAAAAUGCACGUCGUAGCCAGAUAAGUUAUGGAAAACUAUAGGAAUAUAAUGCGAAUCUUUGUAAUUUAAAUUGCAAUUUGAAUGCGCUGCACCUCUGAAUCGACCGGUUAAAUGACAAUGAUCGCGUACCCAUUCUAUUUCAUUCGUAAAUGGUUUUUCACAAAUGUGGCAGUGUGUAGCGUUGUUAAAUUUUUUCCAAUGUUCUUGUGUUAAAUCCAUGGGAACAUUAACCGACAGAAUAUUAUUUACAAUUUGUGCUAAAUCUUUAAGUUGCUCGACGAACCACGCGAUACAAUUCUUAUCGCGAUGAAACCGAUACAUUGAUAGCGAAUUGUCAUACGCACAGUGUACAUAAUAUGCUAUGCUAAAUACUCGAUGAUGCUGGUAAUUUUUCUCAUCCUCAGUCUUCUCCAGGAUGCAUUCCAAAUCGGCGUAUACGAUAAACGGCAUUCGUUCCUUUCGACAGUAAUUUUUAAAGCUCAGCCAUUUGUCAUCUUCGCUUGGUAAUAUGAUAGCGCAAUCGUUUAUCUUUCCACAGUCCAUUGUGUGAAUUUCCAACUUGUCGUUUGAACUAAAAUAAUGUAGACAUCUGAAAUAUAAUUUAUUUUUGAGAAAUUAGAAAAAAUAUAUUUAUAUAUACAUAUUUUUGUAUUUUUCCGAAAUAUAUACACACCGAUCACAAAAGAACUUCUUAUUCUUUUUCUUACUGAGUUGUGUACUCAUGAGACGGGACAUACUCUUUAUCAACGCAAAAUGUUCCACAUUGUCAUCCUGCACGUAUAGCAGAUUUAUAUGUUUGUCCAUUUUUCGUUCGGUGAGUCGUAUAGGAAAAAUAGAUAAUUUCUUCUCCUCGAUGCAGUAUAGAUUAAUGAAGAUUUUGUUGAGAAUUUCUAACUUUUUAAUUUGUGGCAGUGUCAUUGGAAACUCAAUGCCUUUCAGAUUUAAUACCGUAGAAUAAUGUGGAUAUGAAGAUUCUCGAUCUGUAUUCCUUUCAGCAGGAUGCAGACUGGCCACCACUGACCAUGCAAAACAUGCAUUGUCAUUUGAUUUUACAUUAACUACCGCUUUCUUCAUCAUAAUUUUACUUGGUAACUGGAUGUUGCAUCCUGCAUGCAAAGGGUUAUAUUUGUUUAUAUUUAUUGUUAAAUUUAGUAUACGCGACAACGCCCAUCCGCUAUCGCGUUCUUGGAAUUCCUCCAACGAUGCUAGGAUUAUCUCGAUGACGUGUAACUGGUACCACUCAUGCAAAUCGGAGCAUUGAAAGAGUUCAUAAUUUCUUGUGAUACACUUAUUAGCGCGUUUCUCACCUACGACAAAUUCAUCAUUAAAAAUAGCGUUUAUCUUUACGUUGCCAUGUCUCUGCAUGACACUUUGCACGUGCUCAAGCACAAUUUCUCGCGCAUCCUCUAGAAAUUGAUACGGUUCAAGGUGUUUGAAAUUAAUCACAGCACCAGUCAGUAUACGACUUUCAAAAACUGUAUCUAUCUCACGCCAUCGGAGUCCUGCACUAUAUCCAGCGCCCAUUUGCACAAACCGCAUCAUUUGUUUCAAACCUUCUAGUCGCGUGAUACAAGCGAUCACAGAUUGUCUUCCGCCGAUUGACAAUCGUGGAUAUUUACUGCGGCUGCGUCCAUCUAGCGAUUCGAUGAACUCGAUACAACGUUGCUCCCACGCCAUAUACUCUUUAUGCGUAUUCAAUCGAGUGGAUUGCUCCACCAAAUCGCGCUCCAUUUGCUCCAUUUUUACAAUGUGCUUGACUGCAUAGACUGAUGGGAUGCAUCGCGAUCUUGUCAUUUUAUAAUGACACCAUCACUUUAAAUGUUAUUCACAGUGUAUCAUUUGAUACAUAUCUAAAGUCUUCUUAGCUGUCAUAAAUCGGCGCUUGUAAGAUUCACAUGUAUAUUUGAUAUCACUGACUUUGUGAAAUUAUUAAAUGAUCUCAUCGUGAUAUCAACAUCGUAAUGUCAAAUUAUAUUCAAACGUGUGUCUAAAUUAAUUUUAUAGAUCUGUGAUAUCAGCGCCUAUGGUAUCAUCACAGCUGCUAUACUCUGACGCAUGCUUUUAUGCUGAAAAUGCAAAUCUGCAAUACUAUAUGAUUUCAUUGUAAUAUUAAAUUACAUUCAAACGUGUCUAAAACUGAGUUUUACUAUCCUGCGAUCUCAUCACAUCUGUCAACGCUUGCAAGAUUUACGUUUGAAUAUGUGUAUGAUCUCAUCAUAAAAUAUGUAAUUUCGACAUCAACAUUUGAUGUCGAUAUGGUGGUGGGGAUUAUAAAAUAAAAAGAACUUUAAAAACGUUACUCUCAUUAGUUGCUCAUUGUUAGCGGACAACUCUUGAAAAAUACGAGAGAAAUGGCGAACUACGUUCCAAUCCAAACCGAAGCAUGCGAGAAAUCGUAUCUAUACAUUAUCUAUACAUUUUUAUACAUUCCUUAAAUUAUAUUUUUCAUAUUUUUGCUUCUACAUAUCCAUAUUUCUUAUUUACAGAACAUUGCCACACACAUCAAUGAACUACUACAUUCCGAUCCAGACCGAAGCAUGUGAGAAAUCAACGCCAUCACGAUACACAUCACACAUUUUGGGGAGAAGGUUUGCACUAACUCCUACAUCUUAUAAAUGGUUGGAUAUCGGAAUCAACGCAGGAUCUAUAUCCUACGUGGAAUUGGUGUUGGGUGACAACCGCGGAAAUCAAAUUGCUCUGCCUUAUAAAACGUGAAAAUCGUUGAUUGAGAAACGUAUGGACAUCGAGGAACUUAUGCAGUCAAAAACGGCUCCAUUAUUGAUUCACGAACUGAUUGUGCAGCAGAUUAAACUGCGUGAAGAACAUAUUAUAAAAUUAACAUUACACAAUACUUAUAUUUGCAUGAAGCCUGCAACUGUAUCAUUUAUGUUUGAACUUGAGCAUUGUAUUGAACAUGUAUAUUUCGCACUGUGUCAGAAUAUGAAUAAUGUUACUGACAAAUAUAAACAUUUUGUAACUUACUUGCGUCAGAAUUGCAUCACUAAUAAAAACGAUGCAGUAAAUAUUUUGCGAAAAAUUUAUGAUAAAAGUUCACGUAUUGAAUGUGAAUUAAUAGCUUAUGCUUCAGAUAAUAAAAUGUGUAAUUUGAAAUUGAACUUUUGAUUAUUUUUCCUAUCCUUAGCGAAUGAGGCUAAUAGUUAUUCAGUGUGGUACAACGUGGUUGUCACAGCUGUGACAAUGACUUGAGUUUCUUUUGUUACCAAGAACUCAGUUGUAAGAUGAGUAUUAAAUUACUACUGUCAAAGGUUUUUGACUGUGGGAUUUAACAUCUCGUAGAUAAAUCACGUACAUUUUUUACUAUAAAAUGAUGGGCUGCGCUCCUUAGCGUUAGUCAUAAGGGUUGGACUGUCGUCGUCGUCGUCGUUUGUAUCUCGUGUGCAUUAAAAAAUUGUCUCACGAACAAAAAAUGGCAUACUUACGAGUAAAAUACCCACGUAAUGGAGUAAGUAUAUUUAUAAUAUACUUAAUAUUGUUUGAAUAUACUAAAUGACUGAAUACUAAUAUAUUGAAUAUUGUUUUGUGUCACUAGUAGAAUACAUGUAUUUUUUAAUAUUUUAUUAAAUAAAAUUUUAUACUUUACAGCACAUUAGAGUGGAACCGAAAAAAUUGUAAACCAGGUGUCUCUUCAGAGAGAGAUAUUACUAAAAUAUACACCAACACAGGUAUUGUUUUAUGAUAUUUAUAUAUAUAGGGUUUAUAUUACACAUUAUAAUGCUUCUUUUAUUUUUCCAGAAUUUUACAAUAAAAGUAAAUGAUAUAGAAAAAAACGUUAAAAUAAGAGUGAUAGAUGGGACCUCACAAACGAAUUGAGAUGAAAUAAGGAGAUGAAUUCCUCGGGAGACAUCAUUGAUGUUUGAUGAACCGCAGAAACUACGAAUCAAAGAUCUCGAGGUAGUAGGUUUCAUAAAUAUACAAAAAAAAUAAAAA